AUGCUCGCGACUAUUGACACUGUCCCGCGCCUACAAGCGCAAAUAUCAACCACUGCGAAGGCUAUACUUCCAUCGAUUCCAAAGAUCACUGGCAAACGGUUCCAGAAGCUAGUGGUCACCAAACGCCCACAAGCAGCACCUGCCAAAGUGACACGUACGCUUCCUUCGCGAACCACCAAUGACAUACAAGAACGCCGAGGACCUCCCGCUCUGUACCAUCUAGACUUCCCGCCACCGGCGCCCGUCCCAGAACUCACGUCCAUUACUCUCCCGCCCUCGUUGGCACAGCGCAAGCGCGUACAACACUGGGCUGUCAUACUGAGUGGAUUGGCAGCUGCAGAAAGAAGACAAUGUGUCCUAGUCUCGCGCAUGUUCCGUUACGCAGUGUACCUUUCCGCCUUCCAUAUCCUCAAUCAGCGUCAUGAUGGCCGCAGACUUUCUCAAGACAUCUCGCAGUACUCGCAGGCCAUGACGAACACAUGGCCAUAUCUUCGCAUCCGCGAGGCAGAAGCUCUGCAGCGACGGCGCAUACACGAAGCGUCGUUCCUUGCCAAGUUCAUUAGGUCUCGAGGUUUACCUGACCCGGUCGCUAGUCACCUCUGGUCAAGCCCAGACGAUGACAAGCAAAUCAGCGUUGCGCUAAAGUUCGUACUGUCUAGGCUCUGGUUUGCUCUGUCUAUCGGAUGCGGCGCCGACGACUCGAAAUCAAUUUCCUGGCUGCAAGCUGUCGUGGUCGACGCCCAACCCGUUAUCCCGAACGAGAUCUGGAGUAUCACCGUGGAACACGGGAUUGGCUCCAGUCAACAAAGGGAAACGUUCUACGUUCUAGAGGCGACCUACGAACCGGUUGGGCGUCCGGCAGUAGCCCAUUCUCCAGGACAGCGUGAUCCAGCCACCCAACCUGAUAUGCCCGUGCGUGCGGAUUGGUCAAAGUACGUAGAUCGGCAUCUGCGUUCAAGCAAGGAGUCUACCACGUUGAGGCUACUGGAUCAGCUGAAAUGGGCGAAUCACGAAGAAUACGAGCGUGGGAUUAGUCGCCUGUGGCUGAAGAGAAUACAAGGCGAAGGAGAGCUAGGUCGGGCCAAGCGAAUCGUUGCAGAGCGAUACGUCCUUGCGUGUGUCGUCGCGAACAGUGUCAGUGGACAAUGGAUGUCUGCAUCGGAGAUGGCACAAGAUUUCGAUGGACUCUCGUCCCGCAGCCACGCAGCCAGCGUGCGCCCCAAGGCCGGCCAAGUCAACAUGUACCUGCCAGAGCUCAUUGCGCCUUGCUUCCCCAGACACCAUCAUAUCGAAAGCAUCCACUUCACGUCCACAGGGGGGAAGCCGUUGCACCCCGCGCUUGCCGUCGUGCAGACGCCUCAUCGAGCGUACUUCAUAUUGCGCGACAACGGCAUGCAAGUGGGGUGUGAAGAGGAGGGUGUCGCUAGUGUAUGGCAGGAAGUUGUUGGUUGCAAUCAGUUAGGGCACUGA
This is a messenger RNA of Fomitopsis serialis, 1470 nucleotides long. RefSeq lists its product as uncharacterized. NCBI's taxonomy places the organism in Eukaryota, Fungi, Basidiomycota, Agaricomycetes, Polyporales, Fomitopsidaceae. The transcript has 5 exons. The coding region runs from base 1 to 1470 and encodes 489 amino acids. The record is from RefSeq and is a predicted model, not a curated record.